CUUCAGGAUGUUACAGACCUUUACAUAUAUCACGGUCGAGAGUAUAAACACAGCGGUUGUUUUAGUUUUUCAAACAGUCAUUAAAAAGGCUUCUCGGACCGUUUCAACGCCGGAUUGAUCGCCAGAAUGCUUCGUCUUCUACUGCCAUACGUCGUUGUAAUAGUUCUGUUCGCCGGACUCACUCACGGGGGAGGUAAUAAACAACGGGAAGGACUUGGGCGCAGACGUAGGCCCACAACUGUUCUGCCAACAGUACCAACAGUGCCGCCAAUUGAUGUGUGCCCUGGUCGGUCCCCGUGUCUACCACAACCGUCCAUCGACUGUGUGACGACUUACCAGUACGAUAAAGUGAAUGGCACUGGAUGUCUGUCCGGCUGCACGCACUGGUGUUGCUCCACCGUGGAGGCACUUCUUCCCACGUGUCCCAAGACGAGCCCGGACGACGCGUACUGUGUGGCCACUAAUAUCGUCAGCUACACCAUUCGAGGGCGCGAAUGCCCUGUGUACUGUGGAUGCGUUCCGGACUGUUUGAGAUUAACAUGCUGAACGGAAACAAAUGACAAAAUUUUUAGACCAACAAACGAUUAGUUGUUUUAGUUUAU
Dreissena polymorpha is the source of this 602-nucleotide messenger RNA. RefSeq lists its product as uncharacterized. Lineage: Eukaryota; Metazoa; Mollusca; Bivalvia; Myida; Dreissenidae. The coding region runs from base 127 to 546 and encodes 139 amino acids. The record is from RefSeq and is a predicted model, not a curated record. The transcript has 5 exons.